AUGAAGGCUUUAAUCUCCGUAAGAUUGGAUGAUGGGGGUGCUGGCAUUGUGUUGGUGAGCGGUGUGUGCCGCAGCGACUUCGAGUGCAUGACCGAUACAGAGGACGGCAACAUACUGCACCAGUCCCUGGCGAAAGGGCCGCCCGAGUGGAAGAGUGGAAGCGGUAAGAGCAGAACCUCUUCUGUUCCCAAAGGUUGUAUUGACAACGAAGAAGAGAACCUUACAAGCUUGUGGCGAAAACCUUGGUUUGUCACGAGUAUCGGAGCUGCAGCGGGCGCAACUGCGCUGUCAGGGUUCCUCUCCUGGUGGUGUCCCGUAGGAGCGGAGGCCGCUCCUACGGCUGACGGUUCCGCAAUCAAAAGUUACAGUUCGGCCUCCGAAAUUAGAAGGUACUACCAGACCUUGUCAACCAACUGCGAUAAAGGUUCGUCUGUGUUCGACUGGAUUAUGAAGUGUAUGCCCGAUCCCCUACCGCGACCUGAGCCCAGCAUUGAUGACAUCAACUCAUUGAUUUCCGGCCAUGAGUUGGCCACACUGAGAUUACCUUGGGUGGCUUCCAAUAAGAUGCGCCAUGGGGGGAAAAUGGAAGCGAGUAUGAGGAACGCGACUGUGGACGGUUGGAAAGAGUUCGACUGGUCCUUUUGUGACAAACCCGGCGGCAGGAUACUUUGCACGGAUCACACUGAUCAUUACUAUGGCGCUCCGUUCAAGUUCGAUUUUCCCACUGUCUGGGAGGCGGUUGUCCACAUCGCUGACCCUACUCAAUGUUCGUUCCAGUACCACAGCUCAGAUGAGCAGAAGCGUCUUGCAGCGAUUCGUCGCGGAGUGGCCGGUGGAAAAUGGGCUGGCAUUGACGUAGACAAUGCUAGCGAAGAUAUGCUAUACCAACUAGGACUUAAAGUUCUCAGCUUGAGCACCGUCACAGGCAGCGUGACGGAGAAUUGCAUUGAGGCCCGUGUGGGCCACUACAAGUUUGAUGAAGAGGGACCCUGUUACACCACGGAAUUUGGGGUCUCUGUACGCGACAUGGCACUGUAUAACACCGCAAUGACAAGAGGCUAUGACGCGUCCCAAAUCGAUUGGCAGUGCUCGCUUUUCGAGGACGAAGAGGACGCGAAACAGAAGCUUGAAGAGUUUUGGAGAACGGAAGUGACCGGGUGGAUGCCGGAGGAGCGUGGCUAG
Gregarina niphandrodes is the source of this 1182-nucleotide messenger RNA. RefSeq lists its product as hypothetical. NCBI's taxonomy places the organism in Eukaryota, Apicomplexa, Conoidasida, Eugregarinorida, Gregarinidae. The transcript has a single exon. Bases 1 to 1182 code for a protein of 393 amino acids. The record is from RefSeq and is a predicted model, not a curated record.